GCCUAUCUCCAUGACGUCUCCGUAACAGGAAGGUGGUAAGGCGGUGUAGUCCGCUUUAAUCUGCCGGGGUGAGGGUUAUCAUCACGUGCACACGUUCCGAGCCGAUCGGAACGCGCAUUGGACAUGGAGAAAUUCACAGAUCGGAGCUUGAGGCAACUCGACGACUAUGCUCACAACGUCAUGGAUAUGCCGCAAUUGCCUGUCGCGCAUUGCUCGUCCGUUGGUAAAUCGAAGUAUUCGGUUCCAGAGUAAUGCUGCGACAUCCGAGUCUAUACCCCCGGCCCUGCUCACAAGAGCCCGCGCAAUCGUGACCGAACACAAGGAAUUGACAGAAAAACUCUCCAAUGGCUUUGAUACGCGCGCGGCGAAGAAGCUCGGCGAGUACAGCCCGAUCGUGAAUGCAUUGGGAGAGUGGGACAAAGCCAACGAGUCUGUGACAGAGCUCACCUCGAUGAUACACGACUCCUCGACCGAUCCCGAACUACGAUCACUCGCUUCCGACGACCUUGGAGAAACACGAACGCAGCUCGCCAAUGCCUCACAGAACCUCAUCACUUCUCUAGUACCUGUACACCCAUUCGCACAUCUCCCAUGUCUACUAGAAAUACGGCCUGGCGCAGGCGGAUCAGAGGCAGCUAUAUUUGCUGGGGACCUCUUCCGCAUGUACUCAGCCUUCUGCAACCGCAACGGCUUCCGCACAAAUCUCCUCAAGUAUGAGAACAUAAACGGAACGACUGAAGCUGGGGUACCACUAUCAGAAGCCAUCAUAGAGGUAGAGAACGAUGGCGCAUAUGGUGUCUUCCGAUGCGAAGCAGGUGUGCAUCGUGUGCAGCGCGUACCCGCUACAGAGGCCAAAGGGCGUACACACACGAGCGCGGCAUCCGUACACGUGCUGCCUAGUGUACAGGAGAACUCUGCAGAAGAGCAGGACUUCGAAGACCCAGAAAGUGACUACUACAUCGAUGUGAAAGAGGUUAAGCUAGAAGUCAUGAGGGCAAGCGGUGCCGGUGGCCAGCACGUCAACAAGACCGAGUCAGCAGUUCGGCUAACGCAUAUUCCUACAAACACGGUCGUCGCGAUGCAAGAUUCUAGAUCCCAGCAUAAGAACAAAGAGAAAGCCUGGGCACUUUUGCGCUCGCGUAUCGCCCAGUCAAGACGCGAGAAACGCGAAGAGGAGAUGGCGAAUAUGCGACGAAGCGUUAUUGGCGUGGCGAAGAUGGGUCGCGGUGACAAGGUGCGGACCUACAAUUGGGGGCAGCAGCGCGUUACCGACCAUAGGAGUGGAACUACUGUGCAUGAUUUAGACGAUGUGAUGGGUGGUGGCCAGACGCUUGAGAAGGUCAUGCAGAGUGUCCGCAGCUGGCUCAUGGAGCAAGAUGUCGAGGCCUUGAUCGCGGAUGAUGCCGGAUCGAAGGACAAGAAGUGAGAUGCAGAGGUGUUGGGGGACAGAACAAUGAUCUUCCGCUUCCGGUAUCCGUACUCCACAGCAUGUAUGGAGAGCAAGUGGACAGUACACCCAUCGAACAGCAUCGCUACACCAGCGCUCAACGGAUACAGAGCUUUCCGCAUAGCCGUUACACUGUCGGGUGCAUCCAUGCGAUCUGCCCGAAUUGCACCGCC
Molecule: messenger RNA, 1620 nt
Organism: Alternaria rosae
Lineage: Eukaryota; Fungi; Ascomycota; Dothideomycetes; Pleosporales; Pleosporaceae
Exons: 3
Coding region: 167-1426 (419 amino acids)
Biological process (GO): translational termination
Molecular function (GO): translation release factor activity
Source: RefSeq, a predicted model, not a curated record